Messenger RNA from Sphaeramia orbicularis (orbiculate cardinalfish), 1045 nucleotides. RefSeq names its product DNA polymerase delta 4, accessory subunit (gene pold4). The transcript is spliced from 5 exons. The record is from RefSeq and is a predicted model, not a curated record. Gene Ontology annotation, molecular function: DNA-directed DNA polymerase activity. Gene Ontology annotation, biological process: DNA synthesis involved in DNA repair; DNA-templated DNA replication. Gene Ontology annotation, cellular component: delta DNA polymerase complex. NCBI's taxonomy places the organism in Eukaryota, Metazoa, Chordata, Actinopteri, Kurtiformes, Apogonidae. Bases 48 to 458 code for a protein of 136 amino acids.
GAAGAAGAAGUGCGUUCGUCAUUGUUUUGAUCGACUGGUGUUUUUGAAUGAAGAGACAAAAUAAAGAACUGGGCCUGAGAUCUUUCAACUCUUUAACACCUUUAAACUGUUUGAACAACAGGUCUAUCACCAUGACGACUAAACGCAGACUGAUAACAGAUUCAUUCAAAGUGGUGAAGAAGACGAGGAAAGGUGGCAAACGGGAGAAGAGUCCUACUCCUUCUCCUCCCCCUCAGGAAGAGGCUGAAACUGACGUCCGUGAGGAGGAACUGGAGAAGCUCAGACAGUUUGACUUGGACUGGAGAUUUGGACCAUGUACAGGCAUCAGCCGGCUACAGAGAUGGGAGAGAGCAAAGCUUCAUGGCCUUAACCCACCUGAGGAGAUCAGAGAGCUGCUGCUGCAAUCCCAAACCGACCCUGAGUAUAACCAGAGCUUAUGGAGUGAGUAUCCCCUGUAAAGAAGACGGCUAAAGAAACCAAGGAACACCUUAUUUUUAAAGAAAGUCUGUACAUGUAACACUCUAUUAUGGAGAUGGAAAUAGGAAGAUGAUGCCCUGAAGUUUGUAUUUUACUCUUUACCAUUUUUAUUUUAAACAUUUAUAUUUUACAGUAUAACAUUUCUCGGAAAAGAUGUGGUGUUCUUUAUCAUGUUAUGCUUAAUGUUUCUCUGCCCUGUGAUAUCACACUCAGUGCUGAACAUCUAACAUGAGGUGUGAUCUGCACACUGACAUACAUUUGCCUCAAUCUUUUUAUAACUGACCUAACUUCACACUUUUUCUAUUUUACUCCCAGCACAUACUAAGUCAUACAGAGGGACAUCGUGUGUGCUGUGCCAUUUAGUUUUAAUAAUUUCUCUUGUAGAUGUUUCUUUUUAGUUGAUUGUGGGGGUUUGUUGUUUCAAGUGUUCUUAUUUUUUAAUCUUCCUCUGCUGUUGUUAUUGUUCAUUUUACAUAAUUGUGUUUUAUUCUGUGUUAAAAAAAAAUAAAGCCUGUAUUUCCGUAUAUUCUUUGUUAAAAUAAUCUUGGAAUGAAUAAGUGAAAGCAGA